GCUGCUAGUAGUAAGCGGUACGCUGCCAAGAGUAUUUGGCGGACCCGACGAUAUAGUGAGCAGGCUAAUAAAUAGGUGCUCAAAAAUUGUACGUAGAACUGGAACUUUUAAGGCGCUCCGACGGAAACAACAGUAACGAGAAGAAACUCGACCUGCUGUAAUAAGAGAAAAGUAUUAAUAUACAAGCGAAUCAACAAAAAGUGAAUGCCUGGUCCGCUCAAUUGCUCGAGUUAGACCGGUAUCAGGAAACUGUUUUGUCUGUGUGAAACAAAAACAGCAAACAGUAGAUGCACAAAGUCUUUGGAAGUAGGCGAAACUUGGGAAUUCGCUGGAUUACAAAGAAUUAGUGGGAAGGUGAAGUUGCGAGUAGAAGGUCUGAACUAUUUAUAUUUAUUAUUUACAAGUUGAGCCGUUUGUUUACUCUCGAGAAAGUGUAAACAAACAGCUUUCUAGCAAAGUUCAUUGGCUAAGAAAGGACGCAUAUUGAGCUGCUUGACGCGGCUAUAUUGAGUCAUUGUUUGCUAACGUUGAAGGAGAGAACGUGCAACAGGAUUCAAGAGUAAAAAACAAACUCACGUCAAUUUGCUUAAAAGACAAGAGACGUCACACCGGAAAGAUACUGCAGACAGAAGAAGUGACCGGGUAUCCUAUUGAUCUGCAUCAUGAAUGAAGAACUUGCGAUGCCCUCCGAGACAGACAGUGUAAAGCUGUAUGUACUUGACACUUCCAAAAUGUCUUACACCAAAUCAAUGCAGUGCCUCCUGUCUCCGUCCAUGUUUACUCCAUCUGAGCGCGCUCGAAUUGGAAGAUUCUAUUUUGCGAAGGAUGCAAUGCUGGCUAUUGCGUCUAUUUAUAUACAGAAGCGUGUCGUUUCAGAAGCCAUUGGCUGCCCCAUAAGCGAAGUGGGCUUGAGUAAAACUGCCUCUGGUCGGCCUUUCAGUGCCAAAGCAACAAGGGCAAGCUCGUACUUUGAUUACAAUGUUUCACAUCAUGGAAGCCUCGUUGUCUGCGUUUGCGGAUGGCUUAAUGGAUUGAGAGGCACGCGAGAGACUGGGCCAGGAAUUGGCGUUGACGUGAUGCUUUGUGAACCGUUGUACGAUGGACCGUGGAUGGAGGACUUGCGAGAUGCAUUCCAUCCCUCUGAAUGGGAAACCAUCCAGACUAGUCAUAACCCAACCCAAACUCUGUUUAUGAUUUGGACAUGCAAAGAAGCUGUCCUGAAAGCUACUGGCAUUGGAAUUGUUGUUGAUUUAACAACGGUGCUUGUGCAAAUAUCGCAACCCGACCAGCUGGAAGACAGUCCACACAGUCUCCAGCAGACAGUCGCUGCAAGCGUGAAUUUUCAAGGUCGAGAAUGGUCAGUCACCAUCGUUCAACUGAAACAUACCACGGCAGCCGCUAAAAAAACGUACCUCCUGGCUUACACAAUUCCUUCCAACUGUAGAAGCAUCAAUCCGCAGGUACACUAUCUACAAGAGUUUCCCAAAGACCUGUUCAUUGAGCCGAAAGAGCACAGUUAGAACAACAAAAAGGCCAAAGACAUACUACCUUUGUCACAGCACUCAUUUGUAACAGUGCAACAUUUUAGUAAAGAUAUUCCCGGUCAAAAUCCAAUAAUACACUCACCAUCGUGGCCAUCGAUGUAAAUGAACACUUUUAACAUGCAACAUGCCCAUCAUCUCAUCGCAUUUCGAUAUUCCUACACGCAAUCCUGUUUCUGAACCCGGCGCUUGCUGACCCAAAUUAAGGUUCAGCUGCCGCUAUGUUUAUUUACGUACUUGAC
This is a messenger RNA of Schizosaccharomyces japonicus yFS275, 1783 nucleotides long. Its product is annotated as alpha-aminoadipate reductase phosphopantetheinyl transferase Lys7. Gene Ontology annotation, molecular function: magnesium ion binding; holo-[acyl-carrier-protein] synthase activity. The transcript is spliced from 3 exons. The record is from RefSeq and is a predicted model, not a curated record. Lineage: Eukaryota; Fungi; Ascomycota; Schizosaccharomycetes; Schizosaccharomycetales; Schizosaccharomycetaceae. Bases 663 to 1520 code for a protein of 285 amino acids.